This is a messenger RNA of Acipenser ruthenus (sterlet), 5056 nucleotides long. Its product is annotated as chondroitin sulfate glucuronyltransferase-like. The transcript is spliced from 4 exons. Gene Ontology annotation, molecular function: glucuronosyl-N-acetylgalactosaminyl-proteoglycan 4-beta-N-acetylgalactosaminyltransferase activity. The record is from RefSeq and is a predicted model, not a curated record. Lineage: Eukaryota; Metazoa; Chordata; Actinopteri; Acipenseriformes; Acipenseridae. The coding region runs from base 1937 to 4234 and encodes 765 amino acids. Gene Ontology annotation, cellular component: Golgi cisterna membrane.
CUUCAGCUAUGGUGUUAAACCGCCGUUAACUGUCAUUUAGUUGUGUUUUUAACAUUAUUUAAAAUUUCCAGUAAAAUAUUCAGUUAAUGUCCAAAUGUAGAGUAACAUAUUUCGAAUAAGUAAUGAUUUAGAUCCUGGAACCGUUUUAGCUUCUUUUGUUUCCUCCCGGGGGUUUCAUUACAUCAACAGGAACAUGUAGAGGAAGCAGAAAGGGGUCUUUUUUACUGUCAUCUGUUGAAUAAGGGAGGGCGCAAAAGAGAAAAAAAUACAGGCAGGUUCUGGCUGUAGGCUGGCCGCAAGACGAGUCUGUGUGAGCUGGCAGACGGAGUAACUAUCAGAAAAUCUUUGGCUCGGGGAUUCUACAGUUGGAGAAAGAAAUACUCAAAUCUGACUGGGAUAUAUAAAUGAACCUACACUGAGUAAAGAUUCCGGGCAUGGAGGGAUAAGAGACUGACUGUGUUGUGUGGGAAUUUCCAUUAAAAAAAGGGCAGAAACUACAACAAAAAAAGUUAUUUUCUUAGAAUUUAAAGUGAUUAUUCAACUCUGUAAACGCCAUCGCCGUGCUUCCCGUUAGUUACCGAUGACGUUCCUUAUUUAUCGUGUAGUCGAAUUGACGGUUUAUCUGCAAGUUAAAUAAACUGGGUAAAUAAAUAAACGCGUUAUUUUGGCAUAAAAAGACGCAGCACAAUGUAGCUUCUAAUUGCCGUUUUAAAAGUCUACUGUAGAUUUUGGGCACCACUGGAUACUGAACGAGGACGUGACAAAUUGGCAACAGUACCGGAGUUGGUGUUGUUUAGAGCAUCUGUUUUUCGUCUGGUAAAUUGAGAAAGAUGGUUGGGUUAGGAGACGACUGAAAUGUUUUUUUUUUCUUUUCUUUUUGUCGCCGCGAAACAAACGCUUUAUUAUAUUGCUUAAACUGAUAUUUGAAACUGGUAUAGUAUUAAGAGUAACGAGUAGUCGUUUUUUUGUUUACAUAGGCUAAUGUGUAUCAAAAUUGUUGGAUUUCCCGUGGUUUUAAAUCUCUUCUUAAUUUAAAGAAUAUAUUUUUUACACGUGUAUCUUCUCUUAUUUGUACAUUGUUGCCUAAACAAUGUGACAGGAUUUAUACUACUGGUUAAGUAUAAAUAGAUGUAUGCAUUCUAACGUGUGUCACAUUUUAAGCUGUCAUUUACAAUUACUGGUCAAGAGAAAGCUUUUUAACAGCUGUUUUCUUAUAGUCCUCGAGUGUUACAAACGUCUAAAUAUUGUUUAUGCACAGUAUGAUGAUUAUAAAAGGAAUGCAAGUAUUCAAAGAGUAGGGGAUUCGCUCACUUUCAUCUGCAGCAUGUAUUUAUUCACAGUAAGAAUAUAAAUAGUAUGUUUACUGGCAUGCCUAAAUAAUUUCUGUUGAAAGACUGAAAGUCAGAUUUGCUUGCUUUAAAACUAGCCUUCAUUCCAGACAUAUAUGCCUUAAGUGUUUUUUUUUAAUUAUUAGGUGGUUAUCCUAUUUAUGGUUACGGUUUUACCUGGUGUCAAGAUAUUCCUCCAAAAAAAAAAUUAUAUGUAAAGGCAUUUUCAAAUGAAGUGGUUCUAAACAGUGUCCAGCUUUUUUUUUUUUUAUAUAGUUGUAUUUAGUUGACUACAGUGACUACACCUCUGUCACGUCUAAAAAUAAAUACCUUGCAUUGCCAGUCAUUUCCAAAUUAAAUCUCUCUAUCUAUCUAUCUAUCUAUCUAUCUAUCUAUCUAUCUAUAUCUCCUUAAAUAAAAUGACAUUUGUAAAACUUUGAAAAUUCUUAGGGAAAAAAAGUGGUCCAAAAAGAGUCAUUUCAUAUAUAAAUACCUAUCUCUCUCUCUCUCUCUCUCUGUAUAUAUUUCGGAAAGAAAGUACACUAUAUAUUGUGUAUAUAUUUAUAUAAUUAAGAAAUUCUGCUCUCAUAGCAAGCACAGUGUAUGCCAUGCGUCUGUCCUCCCUCCUGGCCUUAUUCAGGCCUGCACUUCCUUUAAUCCUGGGGCUUUCCUUGGGGUGCAGCCUCAGUCUACUGACCGUGACCUGGACACAGGGGGACACUGAUGAACCCUGUGGGGAUGGACUGGUAAACGGAGGGCUGUUUGCUGGAAACCAGGGACACAACACUAAAGGUGGCAACAGGGCAGGUGGAGGGAAUGAAGAUUUCCAGCCACACAUUGUUCCUUACUACAGGGACCCCAACAAACUGCACAAAAAGGUCUUUAGGACGCGGUACAUCCACACAGAGCUGGGUAUACGAGAGCGCCUUCUAGUGGGCAUCCUGACAUCACGGGCCACGCUGACCACACUGGCAGUGUCGGUGAACCGCACGGUGGCACACCACUUCCACAAGACCUUCUUUUUUACAGGGGUUCGGAGCCCCAAGCUACCCCAUGGCAUGCAGGUGGUGGCUCACGGGGAUGAUCGGCCCGUCUGGCUGAUGUACGAGACUGUGCGCUACCUCCACCAGCACUUCGGGGGAGACUAUGACUGGUUCUACCUGGCGCAGGAUGACACUUACACGCAGGCAGAGCGGCUGAGCCAGCUGGUGAGCCACCUGAGCGCCGGGCAGGACCUGUACCUGGGACGCGCUGAGGAGUUCAUUGGUGGAGACGAGCGCGCCCGCUACUGCCACGGAGGCUAUGGCUACCUGCUGUCCCGCAGCCUACUGGCCCGCCUGCAGCCGCACCUGGACACCUGCCGUAACGACAUCCUGAGCGUGCGGCCCGACGAGUGGCUCGGCCGCUGCAUCAUCGACUCCCUGGGGCUGAGCUGCGUGGAGGUGCACCAGGAGAUGCAGUAUCGGUAUUUUGAGCUUGGGAAGAACGCUGACCCUGAACGCGAGGACAGUGCUGCAUUUAAAAACGCCUUCACAGUCCAUCCCGUCUCCGACCCCACGCUGAUGUACCGACUGCAUAAGUGCUUCAGUCAGAUCGAGCUUGAGAGGACCAACCUUCAGAUCCAGCAACUACAGGUCCAGAUUAGUAACCUCAGCUCAUUGACACCAGAGGGGAAGGCAGGGGCCACCUGGCCCAUUGGCAUUAACUCUCCCUUCAAGCCCAAAACCCGCUUUGAGGUGAUUAACUGGGAAUACUUCACAGAGGAGCACAUCUACUCCUGCAUCGACGGGGCCCCCAAGUGCGAACUGCGGGGGGCAGACCGGGCAGAUGUAAGUGAUGUGGUGGAGAUGGCUGUGGAGAGGCUGAACGAGCGCUACCAGCCCGUCCUGCGCUUUCGCAAGGAGCGUCUGCUGAAUGGCUAUCGGCGCUUCGACCCCACACGGGGCAUGGAGUACACCCUGGACUUGGCCCUGGAGGCCUUCACGCAGAAGGGACACAGCCAGGUGAUAGCCAAACGGGUGGGCCUCUUGCGGCCGCUUAGCUCCAUCGAGAUCAUCCCCAUGCCCUAUGUGACAGAGGCCACCAGGGUGCAGGUCAUCCUUCCUGUCACGGCCCACGAGCAAGACUACGUGGGUAACUUCCUGGACAUGUACGUGAUGAAUGCUCUGGACACCCAUGACAACGUGCUCCUGACCUUCCUCUUCAUCUAUGAACCCUUCGAUGCACAGAGGGUCAGCCAAAAUGACGUCUUUUCUGGGAUCAAGUCCAUGAUUGGCGAGGUGGAGAAGCGAUAUGCCGACGUCAAGAUCCUCUGGAUCAGCGUCAAGACUGAGGUACCCUCUCAGGUCAAACUGAUGGACAUCAUCUCCAAGAAGCACCCUGUUGACACUCUGUUCUUUCUGGCCAGCGUCUGGACAGAAGUCAACACAGACUUCCUCAACAGGUGCCGGAUGAACGCAAUCAGCAACUGGCAGGUCUUUUUCCCUAUCCACUUCCAGGAGUACAGCCCAGCCAUCGUGUACCGUGACCAACAGCCCUCUGUUGCUUCCUCCUCGGCCGCCGAGUCGCUGAAGGAUGGCCAUUUUGACCGCCACGUCUUUGAAGAGGCCUGCUUCUACAAUGCAGACUACAUGGCUGCACGCACCAAGAUGGCGGCUGACAUCCUGGACAAUGAUGAGAUGUUGGAGAGCAUGGAUGUCUAUGAGAUCUUCGUUCGCUACUCUAGUCUACAUGUCUUCCGCGCUGUCGAGCCUGCUCUGGUGCAGAAGAACGUUCGCAGAACGUGCAAUCCUCGCUUCAGUGAGGACAUCUACCACCGCUGCGUGCUGAGCAACCUGGAGGGGCUGGCCUCCCGAUCACACUUGGCUAUGGCCCUGUUUGAACAGGAGCAGGCCAACAGCACUUAAAGUGACUGCGUAUGGGCACUACACCACACAUUUGCAACUCCAGCAUACUAAAUUCAAUAACUGAACACUUGAAACUGGGUGAACGUUUUACUAAUAAGAUCAGGAAACCCUGGUCUUAUUGCUCAACCUUGGUCUAAACUGGAAAGCAAAAGAAGAAUACACACUCCACUUUCCUUAUGCUUCUUGUAUCUGGAUGAGUUGUUGAUUUAAGUGGGCUUCCAUCAAAAGGCUACUAUAAACCAAUAUUAAAUACAAUGUUAUUGUCUUCAUAACACUGUUUAUGCAUGGGUGCCCAAUGUUUAUUAAGAAUGCAAGCUGAACUAUGUCUACAGGAACCUUUAACAGUUGUUAAUAAGCUGUAUUAGAUCAAUUAAGUCCUCUUCAUUGUCAUUUCAAUGCUAGCAAAGUCUCCUAAUUUUACAUCUUUGCCCGAUUGCCCAUUGCUAUUGGCAAACAAGGAAUUUCCUGCAGCUUUUUUCCCUGAUUUCAUCUUCCUUUGUUUAGUCUGUUGUCUUUGGUUUAGAACUGGAAUGAAAAAAACAUUUUGCUUGUUACGCAGCUAUUUUCAGGUGCCAGAUGUCCAGUCCGGUGCCUCUUACUUGUGACUCUCUAUUUUGAAAUAUUUGCCUUUUGUUAUUUUUAAUAAAUUAUAUAAAUGAUUGCUCAAGCCUGGAAUGCUCAGUGUACAUUUUAAUUUGUAUUUUAUUUUUUUGUACAAUAAGGUAUACAUCCAUGUACAUGAGUUGUGUAAGUUAAUAAAAACAGCCUGUCAGUACUCUUGUAUUAAAUUCUGAAAAUAAACCAACCAAUGUGAAUAUCUGA